AGCUCAUCCAUCCUGUGAACCAGAGUAACGAAACUUGCCUCGCUCGUAGUUCUUAAACUGUAGUUUUUAACGGUUUGAACUGGUUAACAGCCGUUUAACUGAACGUUAGCUGUCGUUAACUAGCAACGGUAAUGUUGGUGAGGUCGAAAAUUUUAGCAGUAACGGCUCAAAGGGCAACUGCCGUUUCCGCUGCAAACGUAUAUAUACUAUGGAUGAAGUAGCCACACUUUCUAACAUUUUGCAUUUAAUCAAAUUAGAAGGGGGGAAAGUUAACAGUAUUGACUGUCGGGCCUAGCUUUGUUCCGUAACUCCAUGUUAACGUUUGCUAACAUGGUUGAUCCAAAGAGGAAGUCGAUCUUUUAACUUUGUUAGCUUGAAGUCACCUGUUUAUCUAAUUAACGUUAACUUACUAACGUUAUAAUAAACGGUUUGCUAAUAUAAGAAACUGAUUUGAUAUCACACUAGUCGGGAUGAGUUGUUAAUUAUACCAACAAAUAACUUGGCGCUCAGGUCUCAGCGGAGUACAGCACACUACAGUUACUAUGGAAGAAGUACAGCAGGGCAGCAAUGGCACCGAGUCACAGACUACCACCAUUCCCACUACCAUCACAUCCUCUCAGUUCUCACAGAUAGCCCAACAGAUGUCACUGGGAGGUUCUUCCGUGGCUGUUGUACAGCUGCCAGGGGGUCAGUUUCAGGUUCAAGGAGUGAUCCAGUCUGCACAGUCAGUCAUUCAGUCCCCUCAGGUGCAGAUUGCACAGGUCCAGGAUUCAGAUAGUGAUGAUUCACAGGACUCAUCAGACAGUGGAGUUGCAGCCCAAAAGACCAGAGAAAUACUAGCAAGACGGCCGUCAUACAGAAAAAUCCUGAAUGAACUUUCAUCUGAGGAAGUGGCACACAUUGAGGGAAAAGAUAACAGCCCAGCAUCGACUGGAGUGACAGGUGUUACAGUACCCACCACCCCAAUCUACCAGACCAGCACCGGCCAGUACAUUACCAUAUCUGCCAAUGGCACAAUCCAACUGGCAACUCCAGGGUCCGAUGGCAUUCAAGGACUACAGGCUGUCGCCAUGGCCAACUCUGGUGGUGCCCAGCAAAGCACCACCAUCCUUCAGUAUGCCCAGACACCUGACGGCCAGCAGAUACUGGUGCCUAGCAACCAGGUAGUUGUACAAGGUGCAGGAGGAGAGAUGCAAACAUACCAGAUCCGCACAGGUCCAACAUCCAGCUCCCUGCCUCAGACUGUAGUUAUGACCUCUCCAGUUGGACUAUCUCAGGGCAAGAGUGACGAUCCAACAGUGAAGAGGGAAAUCAGGCUUGCAAAAAAUAGAGAGGCAGCCCGUGAAUGUCGACGGAAGAAAAAGGAAUAUGUCAAAUGCCUGGAAAACCGCGUAGCUGUUCUUGAAAACCAAAAUAAGACCCUGAUCGAAGAACUGAAAACAUUAAAGGACCUUUAUUGUGUUAAAACAGGAUAGCCUGUUUGAGUAGAGGUUGAGGAUUGAGACAUAAUGUGGGAGCGGCACAGCUCAGCCAUUUGGCCGUGAACUGGGUUUCUGGGAACACUGCAUUUCAGGCUGAGAUCCUCCAGUUUUUUUUUACUCUGUUUGAUAUAAAAGUGACUUGUGAUGGCAGUAAGAUAUACUCAAAAAAUACAAAAUAAAUUGGCCAUUUUUCCACCUGCUGUUUUUUAAAAAUUUGCUAAUGCUAUAACAUUUAUAGUUGUGUACAUUUUUAAUACUGGGAGGUUUGAAAUUGUGAGCUUUAACUUUGAGUCUCAGUUUCUAAAUGUAUCCCUUUCCUCUUUUUCUUGUUUUUAAAAUGUUGCUGCUGGAGGUUGUUUUUUUUAACCUUCUAACAGCAUCUGCAGAAUUUUGACUGUAUAAUUACUACACAGACAUAAUUCCUCUUUAUUUUGUGAACCAGCAAUUCCCCUCAUUUCCCUAUAAGGAGAUGUUACAAUUGUCAUUCCUUAUUUUUGUGCAAUGGAAUAUAAAGGGUAACAGAAACGAUGACAUUGAGUAUGGUUUGUUUGGUUGUUUCUUGGCAGUUACUUAGACAAUCAGGGAAAAAUGCACAGUGUCCAGGUAAUAUUUAUUAUGUACAUCUUGGGAGGGGUGGGGAAGAAGAACAAACAGUGUAUGAAAAGUUGCUGAUUCUGUAAGUAAAUAAAUAUAUUUUCACUCAAUAAA
Molecule: messenger RNA, 2189 nt
Organism: Dicentrarchus labrax (European seabass)
Lineage: Eukaryota; Metazoa; Chordata; Actinopteri; Moronidae
Gene: atf1
Product: activating transcription factor 1
Exons: 8
Coding region: 543-1475 (310 amino acids)
Biological process (GO): regulation of transcription by RNA polymerase II
Cellular component (GO): nucleus; ATF4-CREB1 transcription factor complex
Molecular function (GO): DNA-binding transcription factor activity, RNA polymerase II-specific; protein binding; RNA polymerase II cis-regulatory region sequence-specific DNA binding
Source: RefSeq, a predicted model, not a curated record